Effrenium voratum is the source of this 897-nucleotide messenger RNA. The record is from the annotation of a GenBank genome assembly. Lineage: Eukaryota; Dinophyceae; Suessiales; Symbiodiniaceae.
AUGACAACGAUGAAAGACCACCUGCAGCACGGCGGAGAGGCGGCGCGCAGCGACGCCUUGUCCAAGAUCCGUGGCAACGUGGUGGCUAUGGCCAUGGAGUCGGAGCUCUCGAGCCGCGCGGUGCAGGAGGCGCUCAAGGUUGCCAACCGGCAGACGCAAACGGACCUCUCUUUGGAGCUGACUGGGCACAUUGCAGAGGUGGCUUUGUCCUUGCACGGCAACCACGUACUCCAGCGCGUGAUCGAGGUGCUGCCCGCCACGAAGACCCACUUCAUCGCGGAGGAGCUCAUGGCGCGCGCCAAGGAGGUGGCCCACAACGUCUUCGGCUGCCGCAUCUUCUGCCGGCUGCUGGAGCAGUCCUCAACCCUAGCGGCGACGCAGGAGCUCAUCACCAAGGUGAUGAAGGAUGCGGAGGAGUUGGUUCAGCACCAGUUCGGCCGCUUCGUGGCUCAGGCCAUUCUGGAGCACGGCUGCGACAGUCAGAGGCGUAGCUUGGCGCAUGCACUCAGGCAUCGCAUCAUGGACAUGGCCCAGCACCGGAAUGCCAGCCACGUCAUCGAGAAGGCUCUCAUCUACUGCGCACCUACAGAGAGGCGGGCAUUGGCCAUCGACCUCCUGCAGCAGGGCUCCACGGAGGAGUCGGGCAUCGAGCUGCUGGCGCGUACGCAGUACGGCGGCUUCGUGGUGAAAGCUUUGCUCAACUUGGGCAACGACAUUGAGAUUGAGGCCCGGCGGCAGCUGAUGGAUCUCAGCCAGCGCUGUGCUGACCUGAAGGCGUCCAAGGAGACCCGCUUCGUGGAGCGCCUUCUGAAGGAGUUGAGCUAUUUGCCAGACGAUGAGGAGAAGCUUCCCAUGGCAGAGACACGUCGCGGAGUCCGGGGCAGGAGAGGCAGCUGA